GACCCAUGCCUCAGACCCAUGCCUCAGACCCAUUGAUACAGCUUCAGGUCUCACGAGUGGCGACUUGUAAGAGGGAAAGCUCACCACGACAAGCAAAGUACCCUCGUGUUGAACAGCUUAGAGCAAUAUGUCUCGUGUAUUAGCACGCUCGGCUUGGCGAACCAGUGAAAUUGCCUCAAGGGGUUGUCUCCAGCACUCAGCCAUUCAAUUUCCCUUCGUGAGUGAUCCAAAGCGGCGCAAUGCCUUCUCCACCACAUCCAGACUUCAGCUCAUGGACACGACUUGCUUCACUGAAACCCAACUCACCGUCCGCUCAGCCGUCGCCCAGCUCUGCGCCCAAUUCCCCAACACCUACUGGCAGGCCAAAGACCAAAAUGAAGAAGACCCCACCGAUUUCCACGGCGCCCUCGCCCAAGCCGGCUGGCUCGGCAUCGCCCUUCCCCCCGAACUAGGCGGGUCCGGCCUCGGCAUCUCCGAGGCCACCAUGAUGAUGCAGACUAUCGCCGAGUCCGGCGCGGGAAUGGCAGGCGCGCAGUCCGUACAUGCGAAUGUGUAUGCCACACAGCCGCUGGCUAGGUUCGGCAGUAAGGGGCAGAUUGAGGGUACGAUCUCGAGAAUUAUUUCCGGGGAGUGGAGGACUUGUUUUGGGGUUACGGAGCCGAGCACGGGACUUGAUACGCUGAGGUUGAGGACGGUGGCUAGGAAGCAGGAUGGGAAUGGUGGCGGGGGUUAUAGUGUGAGUGGGCAGAAGAUAUGGAUUACUUGCGCGAAGGUGGCGAGGAAGAUGAUGUUGCUCGCGCGGACGACGCCGCUGGAGGAGAUCAGGAAACCAAGCGAGGGGCUUUCGCUGUUUUGUAUUGAUUUGGAUGAGUCGGCGCGGGGAUUGGAAAUGCGCAGGAUUAAGAAGAUGGGUGGGCGGGCGGUGGAUGCGAAUGAGGUUUUCUUCGACAAUUAUAAGAUACCGGCUGAUAUGCUUGUUGGUGAGGAGAACCAGGGGUUUCAAGCUAUAUUGCAUGGUAUGAAUGCGGAGCGCUGUCUGCUUGCCGGAGAAGCUUUGGGGCUGGGCUAUGCGGCUCUAAAGAAAGCGGCCGAGUAUGCGCGGGAGAGGGUUGUAUUUCAGAGGCCCAUUGGCAUGAACCAGGGGAUUGCGCACCCGCUAGCGGACGCCUAUAUGCAGCUCGAGGCGGCCAAGCUGGCUGCCUAUCAUGCGGCGAGGCUGUAUGAUGACGAAAACAAUAGUAAUAACGAUGCUUCUAAAGAGGAAAAGAAGGUCCGGCAGCAUGCGAUUGGGGUCGCGGCCAACAGUGCCAAGUACCUGGCGGCCGAGGCGGCAUUCAGGGCGUGCGAGAGGGCGGUCAUGACUCUGGGCGGCAUGGGGUAUGCGGUUGAGUAUGAUGUGGAGAGGUGGUUGAGGGAGAGUCUGGUCCCGAGGAUUGCGCCGGUCAGUAGGGAAAUGAUUAUGAACUAUGUCGGGGAGAAGGUGCUGGGGCUUCCGAGGAGCUACUAGAGUUAUUUAGUACGCACUCGUGGCGUUCGUAGGUGUCGUUGGUGGCAGCAUGGCAUUUGUACAUGCAUGGUGGGCGUCCUCGAUGUGUCGCGACUUCGGUUUGACCCAGUCAAGGUUAAAAAGAACUAUGCAUAAUGACAUGACAUGGUGCAAAAUAAGGGGUAAGCCGUCUAAAGGUAAGAACUUGACCUCCAGAACAAGCAUUGCGAUGUGUGAACGACACAUUUUCAAAUCAUCAUGGACCUGACGCCGAAUUGUGCUCUAGGAUUGAGCGUUUCCA
This is a messenger RNA of Pseudomassariella vexata, 1787 nucleotides long. Its product is annotated as acyl-CoA dehydrogenase. The record is from RefSeq and is a predicted model, not a curated record. Bases 128 to 1507 code for a protein of 459 amino acids. The transcript has a single exon. Gene Ontology annotation, molecular function: acyl-CoA dehydrogenase activity; flavin adenine dinucleotide binding. NCBI's taxonomy places the organism in Eukaryota, Fungi, Ascomycota, Sordariomycetes, Amphisphaeriales, Pseudomassariaceae.